This is a messenger RNA of Acanthoscelides obtectus, 432 nucleotides long. The record is from the annotation of a GenBank genome assembly. NCBI's taxonomy places the organism in Eukaryota, Metazoa, Arthropoda, Insecta, Coleoptera, Chrysomelidae.
AUGAAUACUGAGAACAAUAGUAGCGGAAAUGAGAGUGAAGUAGUAUCUAGACAGAAUGAAUCAAAAAAGAGGAAAAAGUACGGCAGAAUGAGAGAUGUCAUGAAAAAGAUUAGACUGCAGAGCCACGAGGUAGGUGCAAACUGUAACUGUCCUAAACAAUGUUUUCAAAAUGUACCUGAAGAAGCAAGAAAAACCAUUCUCAAGAAUUUUAACGCAAUGACUUCUAUUAAUGAGCAGAACUCCUACUUAUGUGGAUUGAUUACGAUACUCCUCAUUCGCCGAAGAAGGCCUAGGAAAGAUGAAGACGUAGCAAAUUUGAGAAGUAGUGCAUAUUCUUACAGGGUACGUUUUAGAACUGAUAAUAGCUUACAGGAAAUAAAUAUUUGUAGACAAGCUUUUAAGUCUGUUCAUGGAAUAAAGAAAAAAAAAUAG